Acanthosepion pharaonis is the source of this 729-nucleotide messenger RNA. The record is from the annotation of a GenBank genome assembly. NCBI's taxonomy places the organism in Eukaryota, Metazoa, Mollusca, Cephalopoda, Sepiida, Sepiidae.
AUGUUUAAUGCAAGAAAGGUCACGUCCCAACAUGCCCAUUACGCUUUUGUAGUUGAGAAACCUCCCUCAGAUGUAGCAUUAAAGGUAGCAGACCUCCUCAGUGAAGUGACGGCGGAGAAACCGUAUGAUACUUUGAAAGAUGCUAUACUAUACCGCACGGGCGAAUCAGAGGAACGUCGGUUGCACGAUUUGUUCAAUAACCAUCAUUUGGGACACUAUAAACCUUCCCAAUUGCUUAGAAAGAUGAAAGCUUUACUAGGUGACAAUACCAUGUCUGACACAGUCCUCCGUAAACUAUGGAUGGAUAAACUGAGCCCACAAACGUCACAAAUAUUAGUGUCACUCCCGGACGAUUUGGACCUACAGCGAUUGCAGAAAUCGCGGACAAAAUAUAUGAGAAUAAACCUCCGGGUCCGUGACUCACAAGAGUUAUCGAAAAUUAAAGAUUGUAUAGCAGAGCUUACCUCACAGUUACAAGCUCUACAAAUCGCUGUGCAUCAGCAAAACCGCACACCUAACAAUUUCACUAGACGACCACGUCCAUCACAUCAUACUAGGCGAAGAUCACGUUCCACAUCCAGAAGCAGGCCUAUAUUUGAUACCUGUUGGUAUCAUUUUAAAUAUGGACAACAUGUGCGGCAUUGUACGAAACCGUGUAACUUCGACAUAAACGCAGCUAAGGAUAACAACACACAACAGUCGGGAAACGACUAUCCCGGCAACAAGUAG